Molecule: messenger RNA, 2756 nt
Organism: Rhododendron vialii
Lineage: Eukaryota; Viridiplantae; Streptophyta; Magnoliopsida; Ericales; Ericaceae
Exons: 6
Coding region: 397-2646 (749 amino acids)
Source: RefSeq, a predicted model, not a curated record
CAUUCUCUCUCCCUCUCUCUCUCCCUCUCUCUCUCUUACCCACACGGUGCAGAGGACAACCAGCGAAAAACUGACCCCUCAACUGAUAAAUUUCCCACAUAUGCAAAACACACACAACAAACCUCAGAAUUCCCAGGCCUAAGCAACCCACAUAGUAACUCAAAACCUAGUCGCUCGCAGGUAGUUAUCUCCCCUUAAAUCCUGCUUUCCACUCUCCCGAAAUAUUAGGUACGAGGUCCAUUCUUUCCCUGAAAAAUUCACAGCAGCCAUGAGUUCUCUGACCUGCUCUGUUUCUGUUUCCCCUGUUAGUUGCUUCGAAACGAAUUUAAAGGCAGGUUAAAUUGAUGGGUCGAUGAAAGCUAGUUCUGUUGAGUUUCCCAUUUCGAUUCAGUGGUUAUGGGUUCUAGCACACAUUUUAUUUACCAAAAAUUGGUUGUUUUUGUUGGAAUCUUCUGGGUUUCUCUCUCCACCUACUUUGUUCCCCAGUUCAGUUUCUUCAGGGCCUACCUGUUCAGAUUCAUAAGAAAUGACAGCGAUUCAAAGGGUACUUCAAACCGUGUGGGCAUUUAUUCCAAAGAAAACAGAGGAAAAGAUUUGGAUUUUAUCGAGCCAAAGCCGGAGUUACAACCAGAGAAGCACAAAGAGGUAGAACCCAAGCAAGAUUCAAUUGAUUUUAACGAUGGGUUUACCGAGAAAAAGACACCAGAGUUCAGUUUCACGUUUAAGUUUCCGACUUACGAAGAAUUCAGUCUAAUCAGGGGAGAAAUUGGGGAUUCUAUCAGGUUUGAAACGGAGGCAGUGAGCUUUAAUCCAAAUGAACUAACUAAUGAUUCAAAUGUUGGUUCUUUUGGUGAUAGAGAUGGUGCAAAUGAUGGGAAGUUUUCGCAAAUUAAUUGCGAAGUAAAAUCUUUUUGUGAAGAUUCUGAAGAAAUACCAGAGGAAUCAGCUUAUGGUGAAGCAAAAGCUAUUGGAGAAGAGUUACCAGUGGAAUCAACUAGUGAUUUUUUUUCAGAUGAUGUACUGGAGAAAAUCGAGGCAAUGACAAACACAAAAGAGGAAGAAAAUUCAGUUGACACAGGGAAAAUUUUAGCUUCUGAUGAUGUUCAGGUUCACUCUGAAAAGGAUUCUUCGGGUAUGGAUUCUGACUCAGAGUCAUUCAGUUCGAGUCCUCUGCGUUCAGUUAUGAAACGUUUGAUGGAUUCGUAUAGCGAUAGUUUUUUAUCGGAUGGGGAUUUCGGAGGAGAAAUGUCGGAUUUUGAUGAAACCAGUUUCGAUGAUUCCAACAAGGAUCCCAAAGGGGUUGAAUUUGAUGAGGAUGAUAAGGUUUCAAUGGAAGAACAAGAGGCUGAUUUCCAAGAUGAAGGGAAUUUGAAUUCCGAUUUUUUAUCAGAAAAAGAUUUUCCUGGGAAAAUGGACGAGUCAACUGAUAAAGUUGAUCCUGGAAAAGUCAGUUCAAAGGAAACGCAGGAUUGGGAUUCAGAGGAUUCAAACAAGAUGGAAACAUUGUGGGAACACCAAGAUUUGAUAGAACAGUUGAAGAAUGAGCUGAAAAAGGUGAAGGCCACGGGGCUACCCACGAUUCUCGAAGAAUCCGAGGAGUCGCCGAAAAUGAUGGAGGAUUUGAAGCCAUGGAAGAUCGACGAGAAGUUCCAGCGCGCAGACCGAAUGGACGACCUUCACAAGCUGUACAGGAGUUACCGAGAACGGAUGCGAAAAUUCGACAUCUUGAAUUUCCAGAAGAUGUAUGCAAUAGGUUUUCUGCAGCUUAAGGACCCACUCAAGUCGAUUCCGACGUCUCAGAAAUCUGUGGUUCAAUCCGUUUUCCCGGAAAAGAAUUUCCUAAGCAAGCGUAAGAAAACGGGGAGCGAUCCAACGAUGAAGUUCAUGGAAGAGUUGCAGAGUGAGUUGGAAGUUGUGUAUGUUGGGCAGAUGUGCCUUUCUUGGGAAAUCUUGCACUGGCAAUAUGGGAAGGCCUUGGAGCUGUGGGAAUCAGAUCAUCGCGGAAUUCGACUGUACAAUGAAGUUGCAGGAGAAUAUCAGCAGUUUCAGGUGCUCAUGCAACGGUUUGUAGAGGAUGAGCCUUUCCAAGGGCCUAGAGUUCAGUAUUAUGUCAAGAGCCGAUGCGUUCUUCGCAAUCUUCUUCAAGUUCCUGUUAUAAGAGAGGACACUAGGGAUAGGAAGAAGGCAAUGAAGAGAGGAGACUAUGCAAUUACAAGUGAUGACCUAGUAGAGAUCAUCGAGGAGUCUAUUCGAAUCUUCUGGCGAUUCGUUCGAGCAGAUAAAGAUUGUUCUAGCACGAAUGCAAAAUGUCGAAAGGGGCCUCCUCACAUCGAACUCCAAAACCCAGAAGACUCCGAGCUUCUGAUGGAGGUCCGAGCAAAUCUGCAAAAGAAGGAGAAGAAGCUUAGAGAGCUCUUGAGGUGCGGAAGUUGCAUAUUGAAGAGGUUUCAGAAGAGUAACGAAGACGGUUCGGACCACGUCCUGUACUUCUUCUCACAGGUGGACAUGAAUUUGGUUGCCAGGGUGUUGAACAUGAAUAGAUUAACAACAGACCAACUGAUUUGGUGUAGGAAUAAAUUAACCAAGAUUAGUUUUGAAAAUAGGAAGAUACGCGUAGAGCCUUCGUUUCUGUUGUUUCCUUGUUAAUAAAAUUGUAAUUAAUUAACCCUUCUUUUCCCCCAUUGUUUCAUACCUAGAUCUAUCUAGAGGAAUAGAAAUCCAUUUUUGUGGUGGGUAGAGAUGGUGAUUGACAAGUU